This is a messenger RNA of Dentiscutata erythropus, 161 nucleotides long. The record is from the annotation of a GenBank genome assembly. Lineage: Eukaryota; Fungi; Glomeromycota; Glomeromycetes; Diversisporales; Gigasporaceae.
UAUUAGAGGUCGAUGUGAAUGUGGAUAAGAAAGAAAUAAGACAAGCAUACAAAAAAUUGGCUCUCAAAUGGCAUCCUGAUAAAAAUCACGGUAGUUCAGCUGAGCAAAAAUUUAAAGAGAUUGGCGAAGCAUAUGAUGUUUUGCAUGAUAAAAGUAAAUGA